CCUGGCAGUUUGGUCUGGAGCAGCUGAAACCGGUUUGAGCGUGGCCGCUUCCUGUCGCUCGGCGCCGCGGCGGGCCGCCUGGGAGAGCGCUGGCGAGGCACGGACGGCGGGCGCCCGGCACCUCGGCCCGGGGUCCUCGCUCUCGGGCGGGGCGGGGGCGACGCGGACCCGCGGACUAGCGAACCCUGCAGCACAACAUCAUAAAAUAAAUCAUCAGAAUGACACCUUCUCAGAUUACCUUUGAAAUAAGAGGAACUCUUUUACCAGGAGAAGUUUUUGCAAUAUGUGGAAGCUGUGAUGCUUUGGGAAACUGGAAUCCUCAAAAUGCUGUGGCUCUUCUUCCAGAGAAUGAGACAGGUGAAAGCAUGUUAUGGAAAGCAACCAUUGUACUCGGUAGAGGAGUCUCAGUUCAGUAUCGCUACUUCAAAGGGUACUUUUUAGAACCAAAGACUAUCGGUGGUCCAUGUCAAGUGAUAGUUCACAAGUGGGAGACUCAUCUACAACCACGAUCAAUAACCCCUUUAGAAAACAAAAUUAUUAUUGACGAUGGACAAUUUGGAAUCCACAAUGGUGUUGAAACUCUGGAUUCUGGGUGGCUGACAUGUCAGACUGAAUUAAGAUUACGUUUGCAUUAUUCUGAAAAACCUCCUGUGUCGAUAACCAAGAAAAAAUUAAAGAAAUCUAGAUUUAGGGUGAAGCUGACACUGGAGGGCCUGGAGGAAGAUGACGACGACAGGGUGUCUCCCGCUGUGCUUCACAAAAUGUCCAAUAGCUUGGAGAUAUCCUUAAUAAGCGACAAUGAGUUCAAAUGCAGGCACUCACAACCCGAGUGUGGCUAUGGCUUACAGCCCGAUCGUUGGACAGAGUACAGUAUACAGACAAUGGAACCAGAUAACCUGGAACUAAUCUUUGAUUUUUUUGAAGAAGAUCUCAGUGAACAUGUAGUACAGGGUGAUGCCCUUCCUGGACAUGUGGGCACAGCUUGCCUCUUAUCAUCCACCAUUGCUGAGAGUGGGAAGAGUGCUGGAAUUCUUACUCUUCCCAUCAUGAGCAGAAAUUCCAGGAAAACAAUAGGCAAAGUGAGAGUUGACUAUAUAAUUAUUAAGCCAUUACCAGGAUACAGCUGUGACAUGAAAUCUUCAUUUUCCAAGUAUUGGAAGCCAAGAAUACCAUUGGAUGUUGGCCAUCGAGGUGCAGGAAACUCUACAACAACUGCCCAGCUGGCUAAAGUUCAAGAAAAUACUAUUGCUUCUUUAAGAAAUGCUGCUAGUCAUGGUGCAGCCUUUGUAGAAUUUGAUGUACACCUUUCAAAGGACUUUGUGCCCGUGGUAUAUCAUGAUCUUACCUGUUGUUUGACUAUGAAAAAGAAAUUUGAUGCUGAUCCAGUUGAAUUAUUUGAAAUUCCAGUAAAAGAAUUAACAUUUGACCAACUCCAGUUGUUAAAGUGUGUGCUUUGGCGUUCUGUUCUGUUUGGGAGAAUGGGUCUGCGUUGUGGUAUUUUAUUUACUAAGAUUUUCUAUUUUAAAAUUUCAGAAUCUGUGGUCCAGGAGGAAAAUUCCUUUUCAGAAAAUCAGCCAUUUCCUUCUCUUAAGAUGGUUUUAGAGUCUUUGCCAGAAGAUGUAGGGUUUAACAUUGAAAUAAAAUGGAUCUGCCAACAAAGGGAUGGAAUGUGGGAUGGUAACUUAUCAACAUAUUUUGACAUGAAUCUGUUUUUGGAUAUAAUUUUAAAAACUGUUUUAGAAAAUUCUGGGAAGAGGAGAAUAGUGUUUUCUUCAUUUGAUGCAGAUAUUUGCACAAUGGUUCGGCAAAAGCAGAACAAAUAUCCCAUAUUAUUUUUAACUCAAGGAAAAUCUGAGAUUUAUCCUGAACUCAUGGAUCUCAGAUCUCGGACAACCCCCAUUGCAAUGAGCUUUGCACAGUUUGAAAAUCUACUGGGGAUAAAUGCACAUACUGAAGACUUGCUCAGAAAUCCAUCCUAUAUUCAAGAGGCAAAAGCUAAGGGACUAGUAAUAUUCUGCUGGGGUGAUGACACCAAUGAUCCGGAAAACAGAAGGAAAUUGAAGGAACUUGGAGUUAAUGGUCUAAUUUAUGAUAGGAUAUAUGAUUGGAUGCCUGAACAGCCAAAUAUAUUCCAAGUGGAGCAAUUGGAACGCCUGAAGCAAGAAUUGCCAGAGCUUAAGAGCUGUUUGUGUCCCACUGUUAGCCGCUUUGUUCCCUCUUCUUUGUGUGGGGAUUCUGAUAUCCACGUGGAUGCCAACGGCAUUGAUAACGUGGAGAAUGCUUAGUUUUUGUUGCAUAGAGGCCAUUUUGGGGGCAUGCACCGCUGUUCGGGGUAUUCAUUUUUCAUCAUUGAGCAUUGUUUAUGCCUUUUGGGCUUCUCAGUUCAAUGAAGCAAUAAUGAAGUAUUUAACUCUUUCACUACAGUUCUUGCAAGAAUUUCAAGUAUGCUAUUUAAAUCACUUGGCCAGGUAUAAUUGCCAGUCAGUCUCUUUAUAGUGAGAAAAUUUAUUGGUUGGUAAAUAUAAAUAUUUUAAACUAAAUAUAUAAAUCUAUAAUGUUAAAAGAAUGUUUGUAGCACUUUGAAAUUAACUAUAUAAGUAGCUCAUAUUUACACUUACAACUUUUCAUUUGAUCAGGUCUGAAAUCUUUAGCACUUGAGGAAAAUGACUAUGCAUUAUUAUACCUGACCAUGGAAAAAUAAGUACCUCAAAUGCAUGCAUUUGCACUGGUGAUUCCAACUGCACAAAUCUUGUGCCAUCUUGUAUAUAGGUAUUUUUUACAUGGGUUGACAUGCACAUAACACCGUUUUCAUUCAGUAUGGACCUUGAGGCUGCUGCCAUUUUUCCACUUAACCAAACCAGCCUGAAGGUGAACCUUGAAACUUGUUUCAUAAAUCUUUCAAAAGUUGUUUUACAUCAAUGUUAAAAUUUCAAAAUGCUGCAGGGUAAUUUAAUGUAUAAAAUAUUAGUAAGAAAAAGUAUGUAUUGCGUACUUAGUACAAUAGCUCACAACAUAUAAAUUCAAUUCAGUGCAUGCUUUAGGUUUUAAGCAUGGGAUUGUACAUGUUUACUGUUAGGUCCUUGCAUCUGUGGUGCUAGGUGAGUAUGAGAAGAUGUCAAGGACUGGACAUAAUUUUGUUGCCUAAAAAAAAGCCUGUUGGUAGGCAUUUUAAAUAUGCUUAUUUUGUGUGUCUCUCACUACUAUUACACACUGUUGCUUUGUGGGUUUGUUUUGUAUAUGUGUGUGUUGUACAGUAGUUAAAUUUCCAUGCAGAAAAAUAAAUGUCCUGAAUUCUCAUAUUGGUAUUCUUUAUUGUACAUCAUGCAUGUAAUUUAUUUAGAAAUGUAGGUCUUACUAAAUGUAUAUGCAUGUGUUUCAGAUUAUACUAGGAUUUACUGGAUUAGAAGCAGAUUGUGUUAACUGUAACUUAAGAAUGAAUGUUAAAUAAAAUGAAACAUUUAUUUUCUUCAUUACAAAAUGAAAUUUCAAGAAGGUGUUACUUUUGUAGAAUGGUUUUAUAAUAUGACAAGAAAUUGAAAUAUAGUGUCUACCCUAAAGGGAUGGCUUAUUUGCAUCUACCUUUUACUGCAUGUUUUUCAUGAGGCAAUUUAUUCAUAUAUUGACAUAUUUUGGUAGUAGCUGAGAACCUAAGACUUGAAAUUACACAUUGUAUAUUAUAUUUUAAGCUAAGCAAUGCAAUUUUGGUCAGAUCUUGUUUGUGUGAAGAUAGGCUCUGAAAUCCUAUGGUAUUGCAUUUGUAACAUUGAUAUUUAAUGGAAAAUAGUCUAGGAAAUGGAGUCUUCUGCAAGGGUUCUGUAUAUUUUUCCCACAUCGAAUGAGAUUUUCCAACAUUUUGGUGGAAUUGGGGGCACUUUUGGAAAACUCCUGAAAAUGAAUUUGUUUCCUUCAUCUGCAGACCUUUGUCCGAUACGGUUACCAUUUCUUUAUGGUAACUCAAUUAGCCAUAUUUGUUUCUAGUCCUGCUCCUUUGCUCCUCGCCUAUGCCUUUCCAAUGCAGGCUCCAUUUUGAGGACUCAAGGACAGAGGGGAAGCAGAUCAUAAAGGGAAAAAAGAGACAGAAGAAAGGAUGAAGAAAGGAGGUCACGGUGGGUGUGGGCUUCUAAAGAGUUUAGUUUGCUGGGGAGACCAUACAGUCACUGCCUACAAUACAGACAGAACCUUCCUGCUCACUUUCUGUCCUAUCUCUUCCUGACCUCAUGAACCAGCGUUAGUAGAUGAUUAAAGCAUGACAAGCAAUGGCUCCUUACUUCACAGGACUAAGUCUGGGCCUUCAUAUCACUAGCUGUUGCCUUUUACACCCUGCUUCAGCCACACUGUCCCUUCAUUGGCCCUGGACCUCUUCUCUGUGCCCAUGUGUUCUCUGCCUGGGAGCCCUCUCCUCCCGUAGCCACCUGCUCUCUUCCAAACUCAUUUCUUCUUGAGCCCAAGACCUCUCUCCUGAGCCCUUGCGGAAACUCCAGAAAGGAUGAAUCCAUCUUUGUGCUCCAUGGCAGUAUGCUCACAGCUUCUCAGGCUGUGCAUCACAGUAAUUCUAAGUAGGCAGUUGAUGUUUGUCUCGUCUGCCAGGCUGCGGGCUCUUCAAGGGCAGGGACCUUGUCAUAGUCAUAUUUUCACAGUGCAUGGAAAAUGGUGGAAAAUGAAUGUUGGAAUCAUUGGAGUAAUAUGAUUUGUAUCAAAUGUCCUUUUGAAUUAAGAGAUUUAGUUAUGUUUACUAAGAAUGUAAACUUUGAAUUGGUUUACAUUUUGAUAAUUGUUAGGAUGGUUUAUCGAUGUGAAUUUUGAAAUGUAGAGGUAUAAUGUUAAAUUAUUUUAUACUUUAUGGAAAUCAAGUGAAAUGUUUGACAAAAUGCCGCCAUCGUCCUCUGGUAUUUUCUGCUCUCUGGAAUUAUGUACUGUAAACGAUUGGAUGUAAAUGUGAGGCACACUGCUCACCGCUGCGUGGGAAGUGUGGUGGUUACUCCUGCCACCCACCCACCUCUCUGCCGUUGCUCCUUGUGACGUUUGUCUGUCUUCUCCCUGCCAAACUCCAAGCUUACCGCUACCUCAGUACCGCUUUCCCUGUCUGAAACACCUCCUUGGCCUUCCUUCAGUGUCCCACUCAGGUGCCGCCACCUCCAGCUUUUGAUCUGAAUCAUGAUGGAAACACACAGACAGCCUCUCGGUCUUACUAUUUAAUGUUGUAGCUGGGGUAAAAAAACAAAAACCCAGAGAGUUUAACUGACGUCCUGGGUUGGGACUAGGAUGUGGGUUUUGUGACUCUUAAUCCCAUGUUCUCAAACUACGCUGCCUUCCGAAGUCUGGCAUUUGUUAGCUCAUGCUUUCUUGUAGUCCAGCUUCUUAUGUGCCUGUUACAUUCGCCAGUAAGAUUGUAAGCCCCUUAAGGGCAGGGACUUCUUUGCAUCUCCAGCACUGCUAUAGUGUUCUGUCCUUAGCUAUGAACUAGAUAAAUAAAUGGUGGUGGCAACAA
Molecule: messenger RNA, 5488 nt
Organism: Cebus imitator (Panamanian white-faced capuchin)
Lineage: Eukaryota; Metazoa; Chordata; Mammalia; Primates; Cebidae
Gene: GPCPD1
Product: glycerophosphocholine phosphodiesterase 1
Exons: 20
Coding region: 219-2285 (688 amino acids)
Biological process (GO): glycerophospholipid catabolic process
Molecular function (GO): starch binding; glycerophosphocholine phosphodiesterase activity
Source: RefSeq, a predicted model, not a curated record